This is a messenger RNA of Nothobranchius furzeri (turquoise killifish), 1891 nucleotides long. It is a transcript of the gene psmb11a, whose product is annotated as proteasome 20S subunit beta 11a. The record is from RefSeq and is a predicted model, not a curated record. Gene Ontology annotation, cellular component: proteasome core complex. Lineage: Eukaryota; Metazoa; Chordata; Actinopteri; Cyprinodontiformes; Nothobranchiidae.
UUUCAUAUCUCGUAAAAUCCCGCGAUAAUUAUUUGCGCAGAGAUUUUACAAAAACACAGAACAGUUUGUUGUUCCAAUGUUUCUCCUUACGAAUAAACAAACAACAUUAGAAAAGUAUUAAAAUAAAAGGUUAAAAAUGUAAUUUACAUUUAAAUAAUAUAAUAAUUAUUUUCUCGUUUUAUUAAGAUCAUGUAUCAGGAACUCGAAAAGCAAACAAAGUAAAAGCGACUGAUGUGAAACGUCUUAGAUGACUCUCUGGCACUAAAGAGUCUUAGGUUUGCAGAAAGAGGCUUCAGCAUAUCCAAUUCACAGCAUAAAAUAUAAAACAACCGUAAAGCUUUCGGUCGUGUUGGUGCAUGAUGGCCUUACUGAAAGCUGUUAGUUUUGCAUAGCUAUAAAAGGGGAAGAGCACAUCAGUAUUGUCUGCAGAGUAGGCUUUGGGAGUUGACAGCUUUGUUGGGUGUUUACCUUACAUCUUCAUCUAACUCAUGGCUUUAGAAGAUAUCUGUGGUUUUGAGGAAAGGCGUGUGCAUCAGUUCUCCCCUUUAUCAUCUCUGGAGGAUUCAACCUCAUCUACUCAGGUGGCUGACUGCUACAACCUCAAAUGGAAAAGAUCAAAGACAUCUGAGAACACUUCGCCACAUGUCUUCAUGCCAUCUAUUCCUUGCACCAGCUCUUUCAUCAACAGAACCACGGAUGGCCCUUCAGUGCCCACUCGCAGGCCUUUUCCUUUGUGCCAUGGAACAACAACUUUGGGUUUCAUCUUCCAAGGUGGAGUGAUUGCAGCAGCAGACACGCGUGCCAGCGCUGGGGGGCUUGUUGCUUGUCCGGCUGUUCAUAAGAUUACCCCUAUUCACUCUCAUUUGGUGGUCACCUCCUCAGGUAGCGGUGCAGACUGCAUGCUGUGGGAGCGUAUUCUGAUUAGAGAAAUCAGACUCUACCAACUGCGACACGGCCGCCGCCUCUCAAUACGUGGCUCAGCUAAGCUUUUGUCUUUUAUGCUCCAUCCCUUUAAAGGCACUGAUGUGUGUGUGGCUCUCACUCUGUGUGGCUGGGAUAAGGAGGAAGUUGGAACCAACUUUGGCAAAAAUCUGGAGGACACAUCUUUUAUGACAGACUCUUCAGGUGCUAUUAGUUCAGCGCCAGACUCUCCAUCCCCCAACAGGGGUCCAAAGUUAAUUUAUGUGUGUAGUGAUGGAGCCCGACUGCAAGGAGACGUGUUUUCUGUGGGUUCAGGUUCUCCCUACGCUUAUGGAGUUCUGGAUGGAAACCUGAGCUGGGGUUUGAGUAAAGAAGAUGCCAUUUCUUUGGCAAGAGAAGCAGUGUUCAGAGCCACCCACAGGGACGCAUACUCAGGAAACAAUGUAGACCUUUUCCUUGUUACAGAUCAAGGGUGGAUCCAAAGAAAGAGGGAGGACUUGAAAGAAGAAUAUUACAGAGACAUGGAGAGACGGGUCCAAGAUACAAAAGGAAAGGGAGAGGGUGUCAAAAUAGAAAGUUACUAAAUAAAGCAAAGCAUUGUGUGUGUGUGUGUGCGUGUGCGUGUGCGCGCGCGUGUGUGUGUGUGUGUGAGAGAGAGAUCCAUGAAAACCAUGAAGUACAUAGGACAAUUAUUUACGUUCUCAAUCCCCCACAACCACAGGGGGCGCUGUGACAUGUUUCAAUUAUAGAUGGAUGAUCAAUCCAGGUCGUACUGCGCAUGCGCAGCGGAAGUUGCUUGUUCAUCACGCUCUUACAAAGAUGGCUCUUGCUAGUGUAUUGAGCAGCGAUUGUGUGGAUUUUUCAUUUGAUUACCGUCAGCCCUUCGCUGUUGGUUGUGGUCCCGGUCAGAGCGGUGUAGAUUUGGAAGCUGCCCCGGGGGACAGUUUAAAAUUUUCUGUUAAGAACUCGC